Molecule: messenger RNA, 3408 nt
Organism: Gadus macrocephalus (Pacific cod)
Lineage: Eukaryota; Metazoa; Chordata; Actinopteri; Gadiformes; Gadidae
Gene: ednraa
Product: endothelin receptor type Aa
Exons: 8
Coding region: 359-1687 (442 amino acids)
Biological process (GO): enteric nervous system development; vasoconstriction; regulation of blood pressure
Cellular component (GO): membrane
Molecular function (GO): endothelin receptor activity
Source: RefSeq, a predicted model, not a curated record
CUGCUGCUGCUUCGCUGACACACGUACAUAUACACAAGGCGGAUGCACAAAGACUCACACGCUCACUGACUCACACACGCACACACACACCGGCUCUCCACAGGAAACCCUGAACCAUAAUGCGAAGGCACCUCAGAGCAGACGGGCACGUUGCUCAAACCAAGUGGGAUACGGCGCGACUUUGAUAGCGCGUUAAUGACUUAUGUGAUGUGAUACAGAUGUCUGGGGGGCUUCAGCCGAAAGUUUGCCUGACGGUUUCCAAGGGGGCCAGGCAGACAUUUUAGGAGCGGUAGCAAUCAAUCGGGACAAUUUCUUAUCGUCAUUCAGUGGAAAUCCAAAGAGUGGAAGGUGUUUCAAUAUGGGCGGCCCCGUGGUACACGUGCUGGCCCUGAUGCUGUGUAUGGUCGCCAUGGGAACGUGCCACUCAAACAACACCCAGGACGUCGACCACGACUCUGGCUACCCUGGCUUCCUCCUGCAGCAUUCCAUCCCGCAGCACACGGACUUCCACGGCACCGCCAGCCCUGGGCUCCACCCGGGCCCCAACGAGCCCAUGGCCCUGGCCUCCGGCUCCGGCUCCGGCUUCGGGAACGUGACGGUCAGGAAGAGGCCGCCGCCCUGCCUCACUCGCACCACCAUCAGCACGUCCUUCAAGUACAUCAACUCGCUGAUCUCUGCCCUGGUGUUUGUGGUGGGCAUGGUGGGCAACAUCACGCUGCUGAGGAUCAUCUACCAGAACAAGUGCAUGAGGAACGGUCCCAACGCGCUGAUCGCCAGCUUGGCCAUGGGGGACCUCAUCCACAUCACAAUCAACCUGCCCAUCACUGUCUACAAGCUCCUGACAUCCCAGUGGCCGUUCGCCAGCACAGCGUUUGGCCUCUGUCUGUGCAAGCUGGUGCCCUUCGUGCAGAAGGCCUCGGUGGGCAUCACUGUGCUCAACCUCUGUGCCCUGAGUGUGGACAGGUACAGAGCGGUGGCCUCUUGGAGCAGGGUGCAGGGUGUAGGGGUCCCUCUUCUCACCGCCAUAGAGAUCAUCUCCAUAUGGGUGCUCUCGAUGAUCCUGGCCGUGCCUGAGGCUGUGGGCUUUGACAUUGUCACCGUGGACUACCGCAACGUCACGAUCCACACCUGCAUGCUGAACCCCCAGAGUGACUUCAUGAGGUACUACAAAGACAUGAAGGACUGGUGGCUGUUUGGCUUCUACUUCUGUGUCCCGCUGUUGUGCACGGCCAUCUUCUACACACUGAUGGCGUGCGAGAUGCUCAACCACCGCAACGGGAGCCUCCGCAUCGCCCUGAGCGAGCAUCUCAAACAGCGCAGGGAGGUGGCCAAGGCGGUCUUCAGUCUGGUGCUGAUUUUCGCCCUGUGCUGGUUCCCACUGCACCUCAGUAGGAUCCUCAAGUACAUGGUGUACGACCCCAGCGACCAGGGCCGCUGUGAGCUGUUAUGUUUCCUCUUGGUCAUGGAUUACUUUGGCUUCAACCUAGCGACAGUCAACUCCUGCAUAAACCCCAUCAUCCUCUACUUCGUCAGCAAGAAGUUCAAGAACUGCUUCAAGUCAUGUCUGUGCUGCUGGUGCUACUCCGACAGCCAGGUGACCAGCACGGGAGCCAUGAACGGCACCAGCAUCCAGUGUAAGAGUCCUGAGCCCAACAACCUCGCCCCUGACCGCAAGGACAGCAACUAACCCACCCCCCUCCCCCCAUCAUCAACACCACAGUGGAUUUAUUUCGGGACGCACGUCCACCAACGACAACUUCAACCAACGGCAUCCUGCCGAAGGAGGCUUUCAAAACACACACACUCGCACACACACUCUCAUUGUGUUGACCCACCUCAUACAACUCUCGGAAAGACACUCGGACUCCCUGUGGAGCCACGUAUAGGCAAGGAAAAAGGACAGAGAGAAACCGAGGAAGGACAAUAAGGAACACUAUAUCGCUCCGUGUGCCGUUUCCUCCGCACAGUUUUUCCCGGCUACUACAGCAUCCGCUUAUUCCCCGUCGUCCGUCAUGUUAGCAAACCCAUGGAGGAAAGCGAGAGAGAUGGAGGGAGACAGGGGGAGGAAGUUGUGGUGUAGCAGGAGGGGAGGGGGGGGGGGGGGGGAUUCCUGAUGCAGGUCAGAGGAAGAGGAAGACUCAUAACACAGGAAGCAGCUGAACGCUCACAAUAAAUGAACCUCAUUUCCCGCUCGUCGUGAGGCGCAAUGUUCGUAUAAAGGGGCAGCCCUACCGGGACGGGGGUCCUUCAUCAAGGGGACAGAAUUGUCAGAAGGAAUGACGUGAGAGUGUGCAUCCGCCUCCCCGAAGAGAACCAGCUCCCGUCCCCCCCACCUACCUGCGUGCCUGCUAGCCUCCGUGUGCUACACUCUGCGGCCCCCAAGGACCAGGGACAGUGCAUGUUAAUCAACCCUGCUCUUCAUUUCCCAUAAACACACUGGCGGCCGCACUGACACACUCACACACACACACACACACACACACACAUACACACACCCUCACACAUAACACCACACACACACAGACUUAUUAUUCAUUCAUACCAGUGUGUGCUCAAAUUAGGGUCAGUUUUUAACGACGGUGGCUGUGCGGAUAGGAGGUGGAGUGGUCUAGUUCGAGGUGGUUUCAAAAUGGCGACCCCCCCUGAAGACUUCUUAGGAAUGAGAUGUUGAAGAAGGGUGCUUAUAUACAGAUAAAGCAUUUUGUACAUAAGCACACGAACACAGAUCUCUCCUGCUCAUUGUGAGAAACUCUAUCGGCAACAUCUGGAAUUUGUUUGACAUACUCUCUUAUAUAAUAUAUCAAAAAGGAUCAACAUUGAACAUAGUAUUCAAGAGGCCUUUGGUUUAGAAUAGAUAUAAACCUACAUAUAUAGCACUGUGAAUUUUCAUUUGAGACACAAGAGACAUAUACUUUGUGUGUAUAUUCUUAAGUAUCUAUACAUAUGUACACUUUUAUAAAGUGUUGUAUUGUAAUUGAAUGGCAUUGAUAUGACAGUAUUUACGUGUGUUUGAGGGAUUUUGGUUUUGUUCAUUCAAAUCAUAUGAGUAGACAUGACCUAUGCUGCCCUCAUAAGAUUGGUGUACAUGUAACCGCGUGUGUGUGUGUGUGUGUGUGUGUGUGUGUGUGUGUGUGUGUGUGUGUGUGUGUGUGUGUGUGUGUGUGUGUGUGUGUGUGUGUGUGUGUGUGUGUGUGUGUGUGUGUGUGUGCUAUUUAGAGACAAACUCAUGUUUUCUACACUGUAUAAAUUAAAGUGUGGGAUUUCUUGCUGUGUUUCAAUGUUAUCACUACGCCUAAACUGUCAAUACUAACCUGUGGAAAAAUGGAAAAACUGAACGGUGGUUGGUUCUCUUGUCGAAGAAAUAUAGUGCUGCUACUUCACAUAUUAAAUCAAUUUCUGACCAAAGAA